GUUUAGCUAUUUUAAGUGAGCAUCUCGUUUCUGAUCAAGAUGGUCCUCCUGUCAUUAUCGACAGCCGUCAUCUCACUAGUAUUGCUAUUCGCCACAUCACCACCACCACCACUACCACUACUCUCUAGAAAAGGCGCUAGCUGGUUCACCCAUACAUACGAUACAAGGCACGUCAAUCCGAAGACGAACUCGGAAUGCGAUAUGCGGCAACAUUAACAGCAACCAUAACACCAACAUGGAGCACAAAAGCAAAGCUAUCAAUACAUGUCUUGAGCGAGUACCUUCACCCCACUGAUCGGUACAUGGCGGGAAGAAGGACAUGCAGCUACAACUACACACACACGUACGCGACGCAACACCUUUCUCACGGCAUCUCUCAGGGAUGCAGCGCGCCGAUUGCGCGAUCCCGUGCCCGUGCAGUCAGCUACUGAGAAACCGUCUCAUCACACAGACCACGACAGCACCGCACCAGCUCAGCGACCAGUAAGAUUCCCAUGUAUACCCACCAGAUCAGCAUAUGACCGGCCAAUGCUGACAUGCACAGUAGUGGCAGCACGACACACCAGUCUGCCACACGGUACACGGCUUUGCCUGCCGCUUGCAGCGCGUCGCGUGCCUCUGCUUGAAGCGCGGCGUUUGCCUCCUCGAGGUCGUGGUCAUGCUCGCCUUCACGCUCCACAAUUUUUACUUCAUCAAAGAUCCGGAGCAGCAUAGCGAUCAAAACCCCACCCACCACAGCACAAAUGAUUAUCAAACGGCGCUCCACAAAAAGAUGAUCAUAGUGGUAGGGAACGUAGCCGAGUAGACCCGGUGUCGUCAGCAAAUAUCCGAUGUGUGCCGGCGAGUAGAAAGUGCCCUUUGGGUCGUGGGCACCAGAUGACUUGGCCACGACGGCCAUCCAGUCGGAGUACGAGCCCAGGCAUGACCCCCCGAAAAGCGAUGCCACGACAAGCACGACGAUCCAAGCCACAAGGGAAGAAUUGUUGGAAAUUGUGUAACAAACACCCUUGACGCACACGUCAAGGGAAGAAGGGCCACCACUGAGGAACACUGCAAACAGCACCGGCACGAGGUACCACAGCUGAUGGGUCAAGAUGAGCGUGUAGAAGUCAUCGUGGCGGAACUGAAGGCAGCACAAGAACGAGGAGAAAGGGCACACAAAGCAAGGAUGGUUGGACCCUCUUGUGCGCGUGUUAUUCUUAUCUCACCCAUCUGGUGUCUGGCAGAGAGGCGCGAACGUGACGAGAGGAGUCACCAGAUUCUGGCGUGACAAGGGGGGUCAAGAGGGAACCACGAGCUGCCUCCAU
This is a messenger RNA of Vitrella brassicaformis, 1307 nucleotides long. Lineage: Eukaryota; Vitrellaceae. The record is from the annotation of a GenBank genome assembly.